AUGUAUGUCAACAAGUCUGAAGAACAGGGGCCAUUCAGAGGAGGGUCUUUGGACUCUGUAAACCCUGCUAAUGAGGAGAAGCAGCACAACAAUGAAGCCAGUACAUUUGGAGAGCAUCAAGACAAUAGGACCGUCUCCACUGGAAGGCCCACCAGCUCCAAGAGAGAUGUUUCAACCAUAAUAUUUUCAUUGAAAAAUGAAGUCGGUGGUCUCAUCAAAGCACUUAGGCUUUUUCAGGAAAAACACGUCAACCUUGUUCACAUUGAGUCCCGCAAGUCCAAACGUAGAAAUUCCGACUUUGAGAUCUUUGUGGAUUGUGACACUGACAAUGAACAGCUCAAGGAGCUGACUCAGCUGCUAAGGGAGCAUACUGAUAUAGUUGAGAUAACUCCAUCAGAGAACUUCACUAUACCUGAGGAUGAUAUGGCUGUCCCCUGGUUCCCACAGAAGAUCUCUGAAUUGGAUCUGUCAGCAAACAGGGUUUUGAUGUAUGGCUCUGAGUUAGAUGCUGACCAUCCGGGAUUUAAAGACAACAUGUACCGUAAAAGAAGAACAUAUUUUGCUGAUUUGGCCAUGAGCUACAAACUUGGCGAUCCUAUUCUUCGUGUAGACUUCACUUCAGAGGAGGUGCGUACCUGGGGGGUGGUGUACAGGGAGCUCAACAAGCUGUACCCCGGACAUGCCUGCAAGGAGUACCUGAAGAACCUGCCCCUGCUGACCAAAUACUGCAACUACAGCGAGGACAACAUCCCACAGCUGGAGGACGUCUCACACUUCCUCAAAGGUGCACUUUCAUGGUCAUGGGUGUGA
This is a messenger RNA of Notothenia coriiceps (black rockcod), 810 nucleotides long. RefSeq names its product tryptophan 5-hydroxylase-like. Gene Ontology annotation, cellular component: neuron projection. NCBI's taxonomy places the organism in Eukaryota, Metazoa, Chordata, Actinopteri, Perciformes, Nototheniidae. The record is from RefSeq and is a predicted model, not a curated record. The transcript is spliced from 8 exons. Gene Ontology annotation, molecular function: iron ion binding; tryptophan 5-monooxygenase activity. The coding region runs from base 1 to 810 and encodes 269 amino acids. Gene Ontology annotation, biological process: aromatic amino acid metabolic process.